Molecule: messenger RNA, 5257 nt
Organism: Spodoptera littoralis (African cotton leafworm)
Lineage: Eukaryota; Metazoa; Arthropoda; Insecta; Lepidoptera; Noctuidae
Source: the annotation of a GenBank genome assembly
CCCCUGCCCCGCGCACUCCGCUCCGCGCCCCUCUUAGCCCGCGUCAUGAAUAUCCGACCAAACGAACGGCGCGCGCCCGGCUCGCCAGUCAUCGAGCGGCGGUCUUGGGAGAUGCUAUUGGAGAGAAACAAAAAAAUACUAACGCUACCGUUCAUCUGACAUGCGCGUACUUAUUUCUAAAUACUGACUAAAAACAAACGAACCAAUUGGAUUUCAGUGAUCGAACAAAGUGACAGUGCAGUGUUGACAUUAGAUCGGCUGCAAAUUCGCUUAUUCCGCGUAUGAUUUAACCGUUUGGUGCAGUGUUUAUGUUGGGUACGCGCCGCCCGUUUCGUCCGGCGUGCUGGAGGGACGUCGCCCUCGAGGAUUCCUAUUAGAGAUGAGGCGGCGAGAAGUAUUACGCGCGGCAGCGAGGUGAGGCAGCCGGAGCGGCAUGGACCAUGCGGUGAAGGCGAUGUCGGCGCGUGGGCCGCUCUCCCGGCUGCUGGCGCGGCGGCGGUUUGAGUCAGCCGAGCUGGAGGAGCUGUAUGCGCGCUAUGCGUGUAAGCUACAGCGCACCUCCGUCGGCUCGGCGCUGGCUCUAUGGGCACUGCUCGCCGCCGCACUCGCCGCUGUCGAUGCCACUCGUGGGUGGCGGAGGGCACCACAGGUCGGCGUAUUGACGGCGCACGCACUGCUAUGUAGCGGGUUAGCGUGGUGGUGUGGUCGUGCCGGAGUGGCCCCAGAGAGGCGGUUACCACGAGCUUGCUGGUUGGCACUGGCUGGCGGUGGAGUCACCUUGGCCGCAACUCUCCCAGCAUGGAACACCGGUGCAGCAGCAGAGGGUGCCGCACACGUCGUAUGGGCUGUGUUCGCUGCUUACGCCCUGCUGCCGGUUGGAGCGCCAGUCGCCGCGGCUUUUGGCAUCCUCCUACCCACAGCGCAUACGAUCGCGUCAGCACUUGUCGCAAACCGCUUCCCUUAUCAUGUUUGGCAGCAGAUGGUGGGCAACGUGGUUGUGUUCGUGUGUGUAAACGUAGUGGGUGCUCUGAUGCACUCGCUGAUGGAGACUGCACAGCGGCGCGCCUUCCUCGACACCAGGAACUGUAUCGCUGCCAGACUCGACAUGGAAGACGAGAAUGAGAAACUAGAACGAUUGCUGUUGUCGGUGCUCCCUCAACACGUGGCCAUGGAAAUGAAAAACGACAUCAUCUCGCCGGUCGAGGGCCAGUUCCAUAAGAUCUACAUCCAGAAGCAUGAACAAGUCAGUAUCCUGUUCGCCGAUAUAGUGGGCUUUACCGUGCUCGCGUCGCAGUGCAGCGCCCAGGAGUUGGUGCGGCUACUCAACGAACUAUUUGGACGAUUCGAUCAACUCGCCAAUGAUAACCACUGUCUCCGAAUCAAGAUUCUCGGCGACUGCUACUACUGCGUGUCCGGACUGCCUGAACCUCGAUCAGACCAUGGAAGGUGUACUGUAGAGAUGGGGCUCGACAUGAUCGAUGCUAUCGCAUCUGUGGUGGAAGCGACAGACGUCCAACUGAACAUGCGCGUCGGCAUCCAUACCGGACGAGUGCUGUGUGGAGUGCUGGGCCUGCGUAAGUGGCAGUACGAUGUCUGGUCCAAUGACGUCACUCUAGCUAACAAUAUGGAGGCUGGAGGUGAACCAGGACGAGUGCACAUAACACAGGCGACGCUCGAGUGCCUCGGCGGGGCUUACGAGGUGGAGCCGGGUCACGGCGGCAGUCGCAACGCGUACCUUCGGGACCACUCCGUGCAGACUUACUUCAUCAUUCCGCCGCCAAGACGAAGAAAAAUGUGUCUAUCGGCUGGUGUGGGCCUCGGCUCGGCUUCGCGCCGGAAACUUUCCUUCAAGAACGUUUCCAACGUCGUGGUGCAGUUACUCCACUCCAUCAAGUUCAACGUGGACGUGCCGUUCUCAAACAUGGCCGCUUCCCCUCAGGAGCUCAAGGCCAAUGCGGCUAGGAAGAAUAAAGUGACGGAGAAGUUUAAGCGUCCGUUGAAAAAGCGCCACUCGUCUGUGUACCAUCAGCCCACGAACCGCGUGAACAAGUACUUGGCGCAGGCCAUCGACGCGCGCUCCGUGCACCGCGAGAAGGCCACGCACGUACACCUGCUCACGCUCUGCUUCAAGGAUGCCGACAAGGAAGCUCAGUACCGAGCAUCAACAGACGGCGGUUGGGCGGGAUCCCUAUCCGCUGCGCUAUGUGCCUUAGUAGCGGCGGGAGCCUUGCAAGCCUCCAUCCUACCACAAACCUAUAUCCUCCUCAUAUUGUUCGUGACGGCCUUCGCCUGGUCUGCAGCAGUACUGGCCCUGACUCUGGCUGCGAGACUGAGGCUCAUACCAUGCGAUGUGUCUCGACCAUUCACUCUAAGAAAUGCUAUCACGACGUUCACUAUUGUGCUUGGUUACGCUGUUGGACAAGUUAAUGUGAAAUCUAACAGGCAACACGACAAGUAUGGCCGAAGUGCUACAAUGCGGGGUGAUCUUGCCGCACAGCUCUGGUCGAGUCGGACGGAACAUCUUGCUUGUCCAGUCCCACUAUACAUCACAUUGGGUUGCUGCCUCAGUAUGCUGGUGGUAGCCGUGUUCUUAAGGCUCCCAAUCCUGGUGAAAGGGAUCCUUUUGGCUGUGAUGACCGCCGGUUACAUGGGUGUUAUACUCGGCUUCCAUAAGGCAUUGUUCGACUGCUACGAUUUGAUGAUUGAUUCAGGCUUGGUGGGUUCCGCGUACGUAGCCAGUGCGUGGACGGUGGCGUUGGCUCUGGCGGUGCUACUGCACGCGAGGCAGACUGAAUGGACGGCCAGGUUGGACUUCCUAUGGCAGGCACAAGCUCGGGACGAAAAGAGGGAUAUGGAUGCUUUGCAGGACUUGUACCACCAGUCGUACCAGCGCGUCGGCGUGGUGUUCGCGUCCAUCACCAACUACCACGAGUUCUACAUGGAGCUCGACGGGAACAACCAGGGCAUGGAGUGUCUGCGGCUGCUCAACGAAAUUAUUGCUGAUUUUGAUGAGCUUCUGGGUGAAGAUCGUUUCGGUGCAAUAGACAAGAUCAAGACUGUUGGAUCGACGUACAUGGCGGCAGUGGGUUUGAUUCCCGAUAGGAAGAUGACGGACGAGCCGAGUACACGCAAACAUAUGGCCACGCUCGUCGAGUUUGUGUUCGCGAUGAGGGACAAACUGAAGGACAUCAACGACAACUCAUACAAUAACUUUAUGUUGCGAGUCGGUAUAAACGUUGGUCCCGUAGUAGCUGGUGUAAUAGGAGCGCGGAAACCACAGUACGAUAUCUGGGGUAACACAGUCAAUGUCGCAUCUCGCAUGGACUCCACUGGUCUACCCAAUCACACGCAAGUCACUGAGGAGGUGUACCAAGUACUGAAGGACAUGCCUUACCAGUUUGUGUGCAGAGGCAAGGUCAAAGUAAAGGGCAAGGGAGAAAUGACUACCUACUUCCUUACUGAUAGAGCUCCAGCUAACGGGACCAUACAGAGCACGUCUAAUGGUCCCACAAACAACCCUCCCACCGCAUACGGUGGUGUUGCUACCCCUCUUGCCAUGCUACAAAACUCAGCGAGGAGAGCAGCCGCACAACCUUCAAGAUUGCCACCUCUGAGAGAAUCCUCAGUAGCUGGAGAGAAUGAACCGCUCCUACCUUCUAAUGGACAUCAGAGUAAUGGCAAUAAUAAGGGUAGCAAGGGGCGCAGAAACAAGGAGAACGGGGACAGUCCUCCACCUCCUCCACCACAUGGCACGGGCCACGUGGGUGGGCACGGCAGCGUGGGCCCGCGCUGGCCGCCGCCGCGCGCGCUUGUUGCGCCGUGGCCGCGGCCGGCGGAGGCCCGGCCCGCGCCCCACAAGCGGCGCGGCCCGGCCCGCCUGCCGCGCCCGCGCUCCAGCGAGAGCCUGCCACUGGCACGCAGCCCGCGCGUGCACUCCUCCGCCGACGAGCUCAGCUCCCUCACUCGCUCGCCCAGCCUCAGCUCCUCUGACGAGAGCUACUCCCGCACCACUGAUGCCUCACCCUCACCCCCGCGACCCUCUCAAUGGAUUCCACCGACGAGACCCCAGCGCGCUAACCCGAGCCCAGCUUACGACUACCCACCCGUACGCCCCAGCAAACCCACCGUUAACCACAUCAACGAUAUAUACGCCAAACAUAAAAUAGCCAGGAAACCGUCUCUCGAAGAUAAGUUCCUCGAUGGAAGUGUGGACUUCCAGAAAGAAGAAGAAAAGUUGCAGAGAAGCAUCAUUAAUAUGAUCCAAGCUUCUGCAAAGCGCGAUGGCUGCUGUCAAACUGACAAGAAAGAUGUGGUCACUCGACUGGGGCAACGAGCAGAUUCAUUUUCAAGUUCAGGUAGCCGACCGACGAACUUGAAACAUCUGAAUCACGAUGGACGAGAACCUUUUGCGAAGCGAAGUCCGUCAGACGUGGCGUGCGUACCGCCUUUCGAACGGGAGAUCCAACGACUGCUCGAUGAUAAAAAUCUUAUCAAAAUUAACCCGCCCAAGUCAGAACGGAAAGAACUGAAAUUGGAAUUAAGGGGAGCAAACCCGUCUCUGGAGCCGAUGCGCAACUGCAACAAUAACAACAACAGUAGCCCUCUACACGCGGUUGGCCUGGCCGCCAUCACACAGGUCGUGCGCAACGAGGCCAGUAGUCCUGCCAGGCCCCAGGAGUUCCCCGGGGUACUACCCACCGACGUCGUCGUAGAACUGCCGUCACCCAACCAUGAGCGACAUAGACCUAGCCCACCAUGCGAAAGGAAACCUGAUCCCAUUACUAUUCGGGAAAAGGAGAGAGAAAAAGAAGUCCAGGAGAGACUGCACCACCGAGUGGCCGCUUCUCAUCAUAGAGAAAUGGGUAUAUACGGGGAGAGUCAAUCCGAAUGGAGCUCGUCUUGCUCGGAGGGUGAGGGCGACGGGGAGGGCGGGCAGCCAGAGAGUACUGGCUACACGACGGACGACCCCGCGCUGGAGAACGUGUCCAUGCUGAACGAGGCCGGCCUCACGGACGCGGAGGCGGCAUUGAGUGAUGUUAAUUCAUGCUACUUCGACCGCGACGACGACGUGUCGUCCCGCGCCUCGUCCCGCCUGCUGGACUCGGAGGCGCUGGUGUCGCUGGAGUCGCUGAGUGCUAUCUACGACUCGGACGAGCCGGCACACCGGUACCUCGCGAACAUUCGUACCGUCAGCGAGUCUAUCACGAGAAAUUUUGGACAGCCCGCGCACGUCACCGAUGGCGAGAGUGACGUGUAG